CACAACUUUUGGAGAGGCAGUAAAACCAUCAUUAUUGCAUCAACUCUUGAAGCGAGAGCGUUCUUUGUCGAGAGCACAAUUAAUUUGCAGCAAUCACAAACACAAAAGGAAACGCCAUGAACUCGCACUGCACGAAUAACAACAAACAUAGCGGCAGCCGGACGCGGAAACGCCGCCGGGGCCACGGCCUGAUAGGGCUUGUGUGCUUUUCGCUGUGCGUCAAUGCCACGAAGGGAUUCGAGAGCCAGCUUCCCACCACCACCCGGCAACCAUUGGCACCGGUCGCCGGCCGAUCGGCCUCCCAUCUGCCCGCGAUGCCAUCUUCGCCCUUCUCGGAGACCCAUGCUGCCGAGGGCCGCCAGACCAAGAGCAACCCACGGUCGCCGGCGGUGCUGACGCCCACGGAGGAAAAGGAACUCCUCCGGCAAGCCGUCGAAUACAGGCGGAUCAGCGAGCUGGAGAAAGAACUCGCCCUCCGGCACCACAACUUUCUCCCCAUGCUGAGCGUCCGCGCCGAGUCCGCGGGAUACGGAGAGGAACUCGACGCCUACGAGGACGCCAAGUACGAGGGGCAGCUCGCCAGGGAGAAACUGGUGACCCACAACAUGCAGCUGGUGCGCUACUGCGUGGACCAGAUCAUCGGGAAGGAGACGGCCUUUGAAUCGGGCAGCGGGAGCACCAAGGGCCUCCCCCUCAACUCGCUCUCCCGGGAGGACCUCGUCCAGGAGGGCGCCAUCGGCCUCGCGCGGGCCGUCGACAAGUGGAACCCCGAGAUCGGCGGCCGGUUUUCCACAUACGCCGUCUACUGGGUCCGGGCGGCCGUGCUGCGGUGCAUCGCCGAGCGGGACGACGUCGUCCGCGUCCCGGGCCACGUCUCCCAGGCCAUUGUCAAGAUCAACAAGGCCGCCAAGCGCCUGGGGUGGGUCCUCCAGGAGUCGGGGGGGAUCCUGGUCACCGAGCACGGAAAGGGUUCCAAGAGCGUGGUCUCCGGUGCCGCUUGCGAGAGCCCCAGCUGGAGGGCGGCCCGCGCCGCGAAGUGCCUCGCGGAGGAGGCGGGCCUGUCCGAGCAGCACUUCGAGGAGGCCAUGAGGGCCCGGCGGAGGCGGUACUCGGGCGGAUACGUUCCGGUAGAACAGUGGAUGGAAUCCUCGGGCCGAUCGGGCGCCGGGGGAUACCACACGGACGAGAACGAGGACCAAGACCGGACCCGCAUGGAAUCGGAAGCCGCCAACGAGGACAUUCGUACCGUCCUGUCGAGACACCUCCGGCCCAAGGAGAUGGAGGCCCUCAGCUGGCGGUACGGACUCUUCGGGGACGAGCAGCCCGCGGAGCGGGCGAACCGCCAGCUUUUGGAGAUGGAGGACCGUCUCUUUGGGCCCUCCGCGGUGGAAGCGGCCCCCGGGGCAAAGCCCGCCUCUGCGGCACCGGCCAAGGGCGGCCGCUGGGGCGAGGCCAUGACCUUUGUGGAGGUGGGCAAGAAGAUGCAGGUCUCGGCGGAGUACACCCGCAGGCUCUGCCACGGGGCCCUCGACAAGCUCCGCCGGGCGGCCGAGGAGGGAACCCUGGAACCCGCCUUCCUGUGCUGAACGCAACGCAACGCAACCACUCCCAAACGACCAUAAUACAAUAGAGCUAAAGAUGACUA
Messenger RNA from Pseudo-nitzschia multistriata, 1645 nucleotides. The record is from the annotation of a GenBank genome assembly. Lineage: Eukaryota; Bacillariophyta; Bacillariophyceae; Bacillariales; Bacillariaceae.